Molecule: messenger RNA, 1698 nt
Organism: Carica papaya (papaya)
Lineage: Eukaryota; Viridiplantae; Streptophyta; Magnoliopsida; Brassicales; Caricaceae
Product: putative N-acetyltransferase HLS1
Molecular function (GO): acyltransferase activity, transferring groups other than amino-acyl groups
Source: RefSeq, a predicted model, not a curated record
UUAAUGGUGUGGACUUAUAUUAGUAACCAGAAGGAAGAAGAACCAGAAGCCUAACGGCCUCUUUCUCUGUUUUCUCUCUUCUUUUCUAAUUUGACCCCAAUAUAUAUAUAUAUCCACUAAUUACUAAUAUAUAUAUAUAUAUAUAUAUAUACACAGACACAUCUAUGCGUUUUGCCGUAAUAUAUCUCUGGUUUGGAAGCCUACCCUUCUCUUCUCCGUUGCUUAUAUCACACGCUAUGCAGUCUGUAAUUUUGCAUUAACCUUGAAACUGCUGCGAUUUACCCUUUCUUCCUACAGUUCGUUGUUCUAUAUAAACCCCUCGUUAGUGUCUUCUUCCACUACCAAAACCAAGCCUUCUCUGUUCACUGUUUUGCAUCUGGGUUCUUGUUAUCUUAUCCCUUCUGCUCUGUUUUUGCCGAGUUUGAUCGAAACAGAGAGGAAAUAUGGUGGACGAGAGUGUGAUAGUGGUGAGGGAGUUUGAUCGAAAUAAGGACCUGUUUGGCGUUGAAGAUGUGGAGAGAAGGUGUGAAGUCGGUCCCAGCGGGAAGCUAUCUCUCUUCACCGACCUAUUGGGAGACCCGAUUUGCCGGGUCCGCCAUUCACCUGCUUUUCUCAUGCUGGUGGCUGAGAUGGGCGAAACGAAGGAGAUAGUGGGAAUGAUCAGAGGCUGCAUCAAAACCGUUACGUGCGGCAAGAAGCUCUCUCGAAAUGCUAAAUAUAAUAACUGCAAUGAACCCACUAAGCCUCUCCCUGUUUAUACCAAAGUCGCCUACAUCUUAGGCCUCCGAGUUUCUCCUACUCACCGGAGGAUGGGAAUAGGGUUGAAGCUGGUUCAAAGAAUGGAGGAGUGGUUUCGUGAGAGUGGCGCAGAAUAUUCUUACAUGGCCACUGAAAACGACAACCACGCUUCAAUUAAGCUUUUCACUAACAAAUGUGGCUACGCCAAGUUCCGUACACCUUCAAUCCUGGUCAACCCUGUUUUCGCUCACCGACUCUCCGUUUCUCACCGGGUCACCAUCAUCAGGGUCGCUCCGUACGACGCCGAAUUACUCUACCGCCACCGCUUCUCCACGACUGAGUUCUUCCCUCGCGAUAUUGACUCGGUCCUCUACAAUAAACUUAGUCUGGGAACCUUUGUCGCCGUCCCGCGUGGAUCGUAUACUGAAGAGUCGUGGCACGGGUCUGAAAAAUUCUUGUCCCACCCGCCGGAGUCCUGGGCAGUUCUAAGUGUCUGGAACUGUAAAGACGUGUUCCGACUGGAGGUGAGAGGAGCAUCGCGCAUUAAGCGCACGCUAGCGAAGACAACGAGGGUGGUGGACCGGGCGUUUCCGUUCUUGCGGCUUCCGUCGAUUCCGGAGGUGUUCAGGCCAUUCGGGUUACAUUUUUUGUACGGGCUGGGUGGCGAAGGGCCACGCGCGGUGAAGAUGGUUAAGGCGCUUUGCUCGCACGCGCACAAUUUGGCUAAGGAUGGCGGAUGCGGAGUGGUGGCGACAGAGGUGUCGAGCCGCGAGCCGCUGAAGUUGGGUAUUCCGCACUGGAAGAUGCUAUCGUGCGACGAGGAUUUAUGGUGCAUCAAGCGGCUCGGGGAAGACUACAGUGACGGCGCUGUCGGUGACUGGACUAAGUCACCACCUGGCUUGUCCAUUUUUGUCGACCCCAGAGAAUGUUAAGAAUAGAGAAUUUUACUUGGUAGGAAAA